Molecule: messenger RNA, 1429 nt
Organism: Solanum tuberosum (potato)
Lineage: Eukaryota; Viridiplantae; Streptophyta; Magnoliopsida; Solanales; Solanaceae
Product: ribosome production factor 2 homolog
Exons: 7
Coding region: 93-1046 (317 amino acids)
Biological process (GO): ribosomal large subunit assembly; maturation of LSU-rRNA from tricistronic rRNA transcript (SSU-rRNA, 5.8S rRNA, LSU-rRNA)
Cellular component (GO): nucleolus
Molecular function (GO): rRNA binding
Source: RefSeq, a predicted model, not a curated record
CCGCACAAAAACCUCAAUUCUUAAACCCUAAUAUUUGCAGUAGUUGUUUCUUCUUCCUUUCUUCGCCAUUUCCCCCCCUUGUAUUGGUAAUCAUGAUGAAAUUCAAAACCCCACAAAAAGGAAGAAUCAGAAGGGAGCUUGAAAAGCGUGCUCCGAAAUUGGUUGAAACUGGGAAGAAGACUUUGAUACUACACGGUACGAAAACAAGCCAAGUAUUGAAUGAUGUGAUGACCGAAAUUUAUCACUUGAAGAGGGAUAAUUCUGUUAAAUAUACCCGGAAGAAUGAUAACAUUAGACCAUUUGAGAGCGGGGGCGAGACUUCUCUGGAGUUUUUCUCUCUUAAGACAGAUUGCAGUCUUUUUGUGUAUGGUUCUCACUCCAAGAAGCGCCCUAACAAUCUUGUUCUUGGACGAACCUAUGAUCACCACAUUUAUGAUCUUGUAGAGGUAGGAGUGGAGGAGUUCAAAAGCAUGAAGUCUUUCAAAUAUGAUAAGAAUUUGGCUCCUAAAAUUGGGUCAAAACCCUUUUUCGCCUUUAUGGGAGAAGGAUUUGAGAGUGUUGAAGAGUUGAAACAUUUGAAAGAAGUUUUGCUCGAUCUAUUCCAUGGCGAGGUUGUGACCAACUUGAACCUAGCUGGAUUAGAUCGUGUAUAUGUAUGUGUAGCUGUGUCACCAAAUAGGGUUUUCUUCACACAUUGUGCAUUACGUCUUAAAAAAUCUGGCACAGUAGUUCCAAGAAUAGAAUUAGUGGAGGUUGGGCCAUCCAUGGACUUGGUAACUCGGAGACAUCGUCUCCCUGAUGACAGUUUAAGGAAAGAAGCCAUGAAAACUUCUCUUGAAAAAGCAAAGAAGAAGGAGAAAAAUGUUGUCAAAGAUGCUAUUCAAGGAAAACUUGGGAAGAUUUACAUUCCUGAUCAGAAGGUUGGAAGUGUGGCACUGCCUCACAAAGCCAAAGGAGUUAAAAGGGAGCGUCGAGAAGCUAAGUUGAAACAUGGAACAACAGAGGAGCUGCCCGAGGAAAAGAAGCAGAAGCUGGAUUCUGAGUGAUUUUUAUUCGACCCUUCUGCAGUGUGAUGCCUUAAGAGGGUUCUCUCCUUGCUGGAUCAAAUCAAAUUUUGUUCUAUCUGCCUUUGUAUAAGAUAUAGGCACACAGCGUAUUUGGCUCUAACCCUCACUAAACGGAUGGUCACAGUAGGUUUCGGAUCUACUACGUUCAAAGUAGUCUAAUGCCGGGUGAUUGUUGUCAAAAGAUAUCAUCUGGGAGCUUUCUGACCUCAGAGCCAUAGUUAUCAUUGUUGUUUCGUUUUUUCUUAUGUUUGAAUGAAGUCCAUUUUAUGAAUUUUCCUCCAUUUGGUAUAUUAUGGAAUGUAUUUCUAGUUAUUUGGAAACAUCAGUACUAUAAAAAAUCUUAUUUAGUUAUUUUUAGUUCA